Messenger RNA from Rotaria sordida, 822 nucleotides. The record is from the annotation of a GenBank genome assembly. Lineage: Eukaryota; Metazoa; Rotifera; Eurotatoria; Philodinida; Philodinidae.
AUGGCUAGUACAUCUCAAAUAACUUUCUCAUUAAUCAAUACACUUGGUUCGCUUGAAUUUGGUAAAUCAUUUUUAAAUCAACCUCGUGGUAUUGCUUAUCGUCCAUCGGAUGGUUUAUUAUUUAUUGCUGAUUCAAAAAAUGAACGUGUUGUUGCUUUUACAGAAGAUAAUAAAUUGGCUAAAAUUGUAAGUCAUUAUGGAACAAAAAAUGGUAUAGCUGUUAUGAGUAAUGAUCAAGUAUUAAUGAGUGAUGAAUUACAAGUAUUAAUAUUAAGUAGUGAUCUACGUUUAACACGUACAAUUGCUUGUGAUGAUAUUCAAGCUGGCUUAACAAAUUAUCAAGGUAUUUGUGUCGAUGAAAAUGAUUCAAUUUAUGUAUGUGAUCAAGCUAAUCGACAAAUAAAAGUUUAUGAUCCAAAAAGUGGAGCUAUUAUAAGAUUUUUUGGAGACAAAAAUUUAUUUAGUUCACUUGCAUAUUGUACAGCAACAAAUGGACAUAUUUAUGUUACAGAUCCACAAGGUUCAUGUGUUCAUAAAUUUACACUUGAUGGAAUAUAUGUACAACGUUUUGGUAGUGAAACAUCAUCCGUUUUUCCUCUAGCACUUUCAAGUCCUCGUGGUAUAACUGCAUUUCCUGAUUCAAGUCAUUUACUUAUUGCUGAUUCUCAUAAUGAUCGUUUGGUACUUUUUCAUGAAAAUGGUGAAUUUCAACAAUUAAUAACAGGUGGUAUAGAAUAUCCAGAAUCAUUAGCAGUAAAUAAGAAAGGCCAUUUAUUUGUUGCUAUGACUGAUCGUAUUGGUGUAUUUUCUCGUCAAAGCUAA